Molecule: messenger RNA, 451 nt
Organism: Staurois parvus
Lineage: Eukaryota; Metazoa; Chordata; Amphibia; Anura; Ranidae
Source: the annotation of a GenBank genome assembly
GCCAAUCACGGCGGCCUUUUACCAUGUGAUUAGCUGUGUCCAAUGACACAGCGGAUCACCACAUGAGGACAGUACUGCCGAGAACCGGCAAUUGUCAGAGAAGAGAUCGGCACCGAUGAUCAGUGCCAGCAGUGCCACCCACCUGUGCAACCCACCUGUGCCCAGCAGUGCCACCCACUUGUACCUAUCAGUGCCACCCACCUGUGCAACCCACCUGUGCCCAGCAGUGCCACCCACUUGUACCUAUCAGUGCCACCCACCUGUGCAACCCACCUGUGCCCAGCAGUGCCACCCACUUGUACCUAUCAGUGCCACCCACCUGUGCAACCCACCUGUGCCCACCCACUUGUACAGCAGUGCCACCCACUUGUACCCAUCAGUGCCACCCACCUGUGCCCACCAGUGCCACCCACCUGUGCCCAUCAGUGUCACCCACUUGUAUACCCAUCAG